Messenger RNA from Opisthorchis viverrini, 282 nucleotides. RefSeq lists its product as hypothetical. The record is from RefSeq and is a predicted model, not a curated record. Bases 1 to 282 code for a protein of 93 amino acids. The transcript is spliced from 2 exons. Lineage: Eukaryota; Metazoa; Platyhelminthes; Trematoda; Opisthorchiida; Opisthorchiidae.
AUGGCGGUGGCGACUGCGUACGCUGUCGGAGUGUGCUAUAUCAAGUCCGGUCGCGGUAGCGGGGAUAUGAACUUGAACGAUGGUGAGGGCUCUCCAUUCGACGCACCAAAAGAUCUCCCUAUGGAAACCAGGCCGACAACACCGGAAUCCAAGGAGACGAACGUUUCACUUAUGAAUCAAGGUGACGCGGUGCAGCCUGAAUCACGAAAACAAACCGGCAGAAAAACGCAAAACACAGGGCAUGUUUGCGUAACUUGUGGAAGGAAGUAUUCGUCACUCUAG